AUGAGAGCAAGUGGCCGUGGAUUGGAAGUAGGACCCCUAUAUGUAAUAGGUACGCUGUCAGCAGGGUAUUUACAACAGGAAAAGCUUUUAGCUACCUGCCGUGAAUUUAUUUUGGAAAGCUCAGAUUUGAAAGAAUAUGCAGAGCACUGUACAGAGGAUGGGUUUAUUCCGGCCUGCUUGCUGUCCCUGUGUGGAAAAAACUUGACAACUAUUCUUAAUGAGUAUGUAGCCAUGAAAACAAAAGAAACAACAAAUGAAGUUCCAGCAAUGAUGUCAUCUCUGUGGAAAAAAUUAGACUAUACGCUCUCUCAGAUCAGGAGUAUGCAGAGUUGCACGGGAUUUUCUGCUAAUCAAAGGGCGCGUACAAGAAGUGGAAUUGUAGAAAUGAAAAGACAGAGAAUACUUCAGCAGUCAGCUCCUCCAAACUCAGGAUUGUUGUCUAUAGCCCAUCAGUCAGGACAACAGAGUUCCUCUUCUGUUAUAGCUACUCAAGUUAUGCAUAGGCCAGCAAUAAAUCAAAGUAUAUCACAGACAAGACUGAAUACCUUGUUUGUGCACCAGUCACAAACACAGGACAAUAAGAUCAACACAGGAGAUUUCAUACACAUUCAGGUUCCAGGAUCACAAGAACGAAAGCCUCAUUCAAACUUGCUAUCUCCAGGAAGACGAAAAAGUGAAUCUCAGAAGAGGAAAAGCACUGCAACAUCUGCGCCUCUUUCAAUAAGUAGAAGUUCUCAAGACACUGAUGAAGUAAUAGCAGAAAAAGAAAGUGAGCCACUUCAAGAAUUCAUAGAUGGUAACUUCCCACAACUGGUUAUUGAAAAUGCCAGAGAAAAAAUCCUGAGCAACAAAUCUCUUCAGGAGAAGCUUGCUGAGAACAUUAACAAAAUCUUGGGCAGUGAUGGCAAUGUCACACAGGCUCCUAAACAGACAGACAGUGGCCCCACGGAACAAGAGACUUCGAUCGAUGAAAUCCUUGGACUUCAGGGUGAAAUUCAUAUGUCAGAAGAGGCGAUACAGGACAUUCUAGAACAGACAGAAUCAGAUCCAGCUUUUCAGGCGCUCUUUGACUUGUUUGAUUAUGGAAAGAACAAGAUAAACAAGAAUUUAUCUACUGGUAUUUCUGGUCAGAAUGGAGUAGAAAAUACAAUCCUGGUGGAUGAAAAUAACCUGGAAACACUGGAAAGUUCUUUAGGAACAGAAGAAACUAGUCAUCAUUCUAGAGAAUCUCUAUCCUGUAAAGAUUUUCAUUUAGGAGAAGCAUCAUGUGCCUUGAAGAAUAGCGUUAAUGAUGAUGACAUGGCUAAGAAAAAUACAGCCAAUGAACAGCUGCAUGGAAAUUGUAGACCAAGAAAGCAGGCUGAAAUGCUUAAAACAGUUACCACUGAACAAAUUGGAGAGCUUGAAAUCCCUUUUGACUCUGUGCCUGGUUUGACUGAAUCUACCAAAAGACAUAGCUCUGAUAGUCCACAUAAUGAACACUGCGGAGAUACUUACAAUGAUAAAGAGUCAGCUGCAGUAGCGUCUGAAAGUGAAAGAGCUAUGGAAACCGAAAAAGACACACUAAGUCAUAAUGCUCAAAGUAGUCCUGGUUUGGAAUACGUUCAUUCUGGUAGUCCACAGAUUUCUUUAGUUUCACUGACAAAUGGUACUGCAGCCAGCGAUCACAGAACACAGUCUAGAAGUAAAUGUCAGUUAUCACCAGAUACAUCGCUAUCUGAAAAAGCACAUGUUAAAAGCCCUUCUGAUGGGAGUCCUGACCACAGCCUACUGCCAAGAAAAAAUAAUUCAUCAAUUUCUAGCCAAUCAGCAGAUUUAGGAAAACAAGAGGCUCUAACAAAUGAGACAGCGACAUUACCUGGUGUUUUACAGCAGAGUUCUAGCCACCAUUCCAACUGUCAGGACCAGGGUAAGCAGUCAGACUGUGCUGCCAGAUCUGCUGUGAAAAUUUCAGAUCUUGACAAAACAGAGUUGCAGCUUGAAGUUGUUGAUACUUCUAACAAACCUUAUUCAAAUGAUCAGCAUACACUCAAUAACCUUUGUAAGAAAGAUUUUAACUUCCCUUCAGGGCUAUCAAACUCAGAGGGAACACAAGUGGAAAUGCAAGAACCUUCGUCUUCUACAAAAGUAGAUGCUGAUAAUGUUUUCUUCUCUUCUGGUGAUGAUGCGUGUACAGAAAUUUCUGUAGCAUCCACUGAAAAUAAUCUCAGUACGUCCGAAAUAUGCCAUUCCCCUCUCCCAGAAACUGCAUCCUCCACAGACGAGUCUGGCACCGAGGCCAAAAGUAUUAGUGGUGUGUCUUCUAGUAGUCAGCCAAUGGAUGUUGAUCCUUCGAAUAUAAUGUCCCUCAAAAUCAUCAUCAGUGAUGAUCCGUUUAUUUCCUCAGACACUGAGUUAAAUAACGCUGUUUCCAGCAUCACAGGAGAAAAUUUGCCAACUAUAAUACUAUCUUCUCCGGCCAAAUCCCCAACCAAAACUGCAGGCCUGUCCAAACGCCUAACUUCAGAAGAUACUGAAAAAAACGUGGAUUCAGCCUUGGCAGAGCAGAAUCUUCUUGUACUUAGACCAAAGGAUCCUGUUGUCAGCUCAGUUAACACUCAGAAUGAAGAUUGUACUGUUUUUUCAGUUGCUGGUGCAACUAAUCUUUCCAAAGAAGGGGGAUUUAUACAGUUGAUGCCAGCAACAAGCACAGCUUUUAGCAAUUCAAAUAACCUUUACAUAGCCACCUGCGUGACAGAUCCGGCUACUCUGGGCACCGCUGUAACUCCGUCGAACGUGGUUGUGUUGCCCAGCAAUUCUAUGCCACUUGCAGCCCAAGCUCCAGCAGUACAGCAGUUACGGACUCCUCCUAGAUCCAGCAAUACAUUUGCAGCAAGCCAGACUGUCUCUCCAAACUUCCCACAAGGCUCUGCUAUUAUAAUUGCAUCUCCAGUGCAACCUGUCUUGCAAGGAAUGGUGGGAAUGAUCCCUCUCUCAGUAGUGGGACAAAACGGAAAUGCUUUCUCAGCACCUGCUCGCCAGGUUCUACAUAUGCCUGUAGCAAAUCCAGUGUGUAGCAGAAGUGUUCCUAAACUACCUAUCCCUCCCAAAUCUCAGAAGAUCCCUGGAGCAAGAAACAAGACUAAUACAGGAAAAUUGGUAACAAAUGUGGCUGAGCCUUUGAACCAUGCAAAUUCUCGUGCACAAAGUCUGGCGCCGUGGGCGCCCGCGGCGCCCCCUUGGCGUCCCAGGCCCAGGGGGACGGUUGCUUCAGUGCAGGAGCUGAACAAAAAACAAGGGUCAUUGUCAAACGGGAAUAGCAAAUCUUCAGCAUCUGUUUCUCUGUCCUCAAAGGAGCCAAAACGAGAGCCAGCUAAAGUUUCCAACCAAGGCCUUUGCUUGGCAAGUCCUUUCACUAAACAAUGUGUAGAAAUGUUGCAAGACAUUCAGUGGCAUAGCCCUACUAGUAAAGCAGUUGAAAAUGGAGAAUUACCAGUACCCCGUACACCAUCUGGAGUUGGGGACAGGCACACAGACGAUACUACGGAUAGUGUAAGGACACCAACCUGUCGGCGUUUCAAUGAGGACAGCACAACACCUAGAAUCAUGGUCCCUCCUGCUACUCCAGACUUACCUGCCUGCAGCCCAGCUAGUGAAACAGGUAGCGAAAAUAGUGUCAAUAUGGCUGCUCACACACUGAUGAUACUGUCACGGGCUGCUAUUGCAAGGACUAGCACUGCAACUCCACUGAAGGAUAAUACUCAGCAGUUCAGAUCUUUAAGGAGUACAGUAAAGAAAAGGAAGCUAGAGGACUUGAAUGAAGGUGAGAGAAAUUCUCGUUCUGCAAAUAGAAAAGACCUUCAAAGCUCUCCAACACCAUCAAAAAAGAAGAAAAUAAAGAAAAAGAAGCUGCCAAAUUCUUUUCCGGCAGGAAUGGAUGUGGACAAGUUCUUGUUAUCUCUGCAUUACGAUGAAUAAAAAGAUAUGAACUGUGACUGUAUAAAGCCAGUGUUCUAUGCUGAGGUUUUGCAUGGGAGAUUAAUUCUAAAGGAUGAGUUGCACUUUCAGUGCACUGAAGAUUCACUUUAUAGCAAAAUCAUGCUGUUUCUGAAGCAGGUUGCUAAGUCUGUAAAUAUCAUUGAGUUGGUAUAUGUUUAUUUUUGAAAAAGCACUUGCAUAAUUAUAGAGCCAUUUAAUUUGCAAAAUUGUAAAUUUGUAUAAAUGUAAUGUACGAAAAGUUGUAAGUAAGUUUCCUGUUACACACCAUGUUGUCUGCGUUCUGCUGCAUUCUCUACUUACUUACCCUCUGAACUGCUUCAUCAAUUUGUGAAAAAGUUGUGAAUUUGAAGGCAGUGUUUGUAAUUCACUGUUCUAAGACAUGGACAGCUAAUUUUUGCCACUUUCCAUUGUCUUGUUGAAUCAUAAAGAAACUUCAGAUGUAACUGACUUGUAGUAACAUUAUCUUCUGUUAUAAUUGUAAAAUCCAUGUUUUAAGGCUUUGAAUGAAUUAUUAAAAAUUACAUAAAUCUAAGGCAAAAAAGUUCUCUUCUAAUGAAGCUUUCCCCCCAACCAUUCAGACAAAAAAAUUAAAUGUGUGUAGGCCUAGUCUGUUUCUAGGAAUUACUUACACAGUACUUGCUACAUAGGAUGUUUUUGAAUGCAAAAAAUAUUGUAAAAUGUUGUACCUUCAGUAUGAAUAUCUAAACUGUAGUGAUAGCCAGAAAAGAACUUGAAAGUGUUCUAUUGCAAGAGUAAAUUCUUUGAACCAUCUUUUGUACUGCUGAAAAGGCAUUUAGUAAUGUUACUUAUGCUUUUAGCCAGAUACAGUAAAAUUUGCAUCUAAUCUUUUGGUUUAUCAUAGAAAGUGGUCACAGCUACUCUACAAACUCUCUUCAAGACCGAUACAGGAGAAGCUCAAGCUACAUUUUAGUACUAAUUAGAUGAAAAUUAAUACACUUAAGCCUUGCUCCAGUACUGCAGAAUUUUCUCAAGUGGUGUUUCCUCCUUUGUUCUCAAAUUGUUGAGGUCUUAAACAAUGCAAGUUUUCUUAUGAGAGAGCUGUACAGCAACAGGGCAACGUUUCAAGAUAGUAUACAAGGAUUCCUAAGGAACCAAUAUUAUGCAGUAGAUGUUUAUAUUAAACCCAUCCAAUAAUUUAAUACUGCAUAGCAUUUAC
Molecule: messenger RNA, 5155 nt
Organism: Struthio camelus australis
Lineage: Eukaryota; Metazoa; Chordata; Aves; Struthioniformes; Struthionidae
Source: RefSeq, a predicted model, not a curated record